AUGUCUGGUCACCCUAGACCAAUGGAGCCCUCUCUGAUCUUGAGCAAGAAGGGCCAGGUGCAGCCAGUGGAGGAUUCGCCCUGCAUCCAGGAGCCCUUGGGUGCUAACUCUCAUGGUGUCAGCUAUGUUAACCCCUUCCUGGCUGCCGGGUUUCUCUGCCUUCGCAUUGUCACCCCAGGCAAAUGGGGCGGCCGACCCGCCAACUGCUCUUCGCCUCUCAAGGCAGUGCAGACUGGGUACGUCAUUGUCCUCCACACGGCCGGCGGCAGCUGCAAAACGGGGGCUGAAUGCAACCAGCAGAUGACGAAUAUCCAGCAUUACCACAUGAACAACAAGGGCUGGUGCAACAUUGCCUACAACUUCCUGAUUGGUGAGGAUGGGAAGGUGUACGAAGGCAGAGGCUGGAAUACAGAAGGCGCUCACACUUAUGGUUACAAUGAUAUCUCUCUGGGCAUUGCCUUUAUGGGCGACUUUACAGGAAGGUCUCCCAACGCAGCGGCCUGGAUAGCUUUGAAGCACCUGCUCCACUUCGCUGUCGAGAAUGGCUACUUGUCUUCUGACUACCUCCUCAUGGCCCACGGGGACGUCAGCAAUACCAUUUCUCCCGGGCAGCCCAUCCGCAAGGUCCUCAAGACGUGGCCACAUUAUAAACACUGA
This is a messenger RNA of Terrapene triunguis (Three-toed box turtle), 657 nucleotides long. Its product is annotated as peptidoglycan recognition protein 1-like. NCBI's taxonomy places the organism in Eukaryota, Metazoa, Chordata, Testudines, Emydidae. Gene Ontology annotation, molecular function: zinc ion binding; N-acetylmuramoyl-L-alanine amidase activity. The transcript has 4 exons. The coding region runs from base 1 to 657 and encodes 218 amino acids. The record is from RefSeq and is a predicted model, not a curated record. Gene Ontology annotation, biological process: peptidoglycan catabolic process.